CUCAUAUCACCUCGUCCUUAUUGUCUCCGCCAUCCAUGUCCACCGACCCAACCUGAGAUGGCUCCCCUUUUCGCUAAGCGAUUGAAAUGCUUUUAUUGCGGGCGCCGCUCAGCCCUGUCUGGCGGCGAUACCGCCCGCAAAUGGUGCUGCAAACAUUGCGAGGCCGUCAAUUAUCUGGAUGAGAAAGGCGAAAUAACAGACCCCCCGGCUGCCGAAACCAAUCCAGACGUCUACGGCCCCGGAGGAUCCAGCCCGCCCUUCGAGUCCACCGACUUCACAGCCUCCAGCUUGUUUUGCGCCCAGUGUCUCCGCAACCAACACCUCUUCACUAGCACAUUGGCGUCUUAUUUCCCAUCAUCCGAUGAUCCGAACUACGGCGCUUAUGAGAAGGAAUAUCCCAAAUUUCGCAAGAACCUCGAGGAGCGGUAUCCGCAGGUGUGCGUCAAGUGCGAACCCAGAGUGAAGCAGCGCAUUCGUCAGGCAGGAUAUGAGGCCAAGUCAGAUCACUUGAGGCGUAUGAUGGAUCGGAGUAAAGCUGGGAGGGCGGCGAGGCAAGCACGCCGAUGGAAUUGGAGGAAUCUACUGGCCUUGGCCGGUGGCCUGGGUCACUGGAUUAGUGUCACCGGCCAACUUGGCUGGAACGUGUGGAGUGCUUUAAAGGUUGAAGAACACGAACCGCUCCAAGAUCCGGAUGCUCCCUCGAUGUCGCCCUCUAUUGUGUCUUGUGUGCGUCAGGUGGUUGAGACGCGCCUUGUACCGAGUUCUUGCUCAAUCGAUCUGGCACCGUACGCCGGCCUUGCUCUGAUCGCGGGUAUUCUGUCUAUAUGGUGGAAUCCAAAAUUGAGGCUGAGGGUGGAAGGACGAGGCGGUCGCUUCGUUGGACUAGGCGAAUACUACCAGGUGCAGCUCAUUGUUAUGGUGGUGCGAUGCGCUUUCUGGGGUGUCCUAAGGGACCCGUCGUCAAGUGGUCUACCACUAGACCUGCCGCCUACCUUGCAUCUUUUCAUGAUCUUCUUCACGAUUCUGUCUGUUCUGGUCUCUCGGCGCAUAGUGCGCUACGAUACCCGCCCAUUGGUAGUAUGGACCGAUGACACCCCCGCGCCCACACCAAACCGCAGAACCGAAGCAUCUCCUCCACCCAGUACAAGUAGAAGGCAAGUCUUUUCAACACCGAAUUCCGAUCUCCGCCAGCGCACCUCUCGCUUUCCUCUGGAGAAGUUGGCCACCCCAAGGGCGACCACCCCGCGGGCAGCUCUGGAAGACACACACGUUCUCACACCACCUCCCGAAUCGGAUGACAUGGACUGGACUCCUUCUGUGCAGCACCAAAUCGCGCCGACUGUCAGCGUCCAUCAGAGGGACCAAAAGUCCGUUCUUGAGGGGCCGAUGCCUUUCUAUGGAUCCGUGCCUCCUGCGCCGCAGCCACCCGCGUGGAACCUGCGCAACCAACCCGCUCAACGUCCGAAACCCAUCGAGCAAGUUGUGGAACGUAAUCCAUUCCAUCGCACACCUACACAGUCCAGCCCGUGGCAACGAAAUCCGAACAACUCAGACACCGUCUUUGCACCGCCCAAGUUCUUCCCAUUGAGCGACCACGCUGCUACGACCGGACUUGAGAGCCUAUUUGAUCGAACCUUCACCAUCAAGUCGCCUGAGGAUGAAGAGGACACCACCUGGCAGGCACGUCAUCAGACCUCCAACUCCCGAUCUCGCGAUUCUACCGACUUGCACGGCUAUUUUGUGUUCCAGUAUCUCCGACUGGGUCUGCUGCUUGUCUCGCUCGCUGCCUGGUUUCUCUCACAGUACGAACACUUUUCGAUCCCUGGAAACUACGUCGAGGUUGCCUCCUUGGGUAGCGCUAGCCUGAUUGCUGGCUUCGCCCUUUUGGAGGCCCUGAAGCAACCUAUAGCGCAGUGGAACGGUAUGGAAAUCCUUGUCUACUUCGCAGAGCUUGUGGCAGCCGUUCAUAUCGGGGGAAACCUUCCGCGCGUUUCUUUUGAGCGUCAAUAUUUUGACAGAUAUGGCCAAUUGCUUUUGGUCUUCAUGGCGGCCCAGGAAGCGUUGGGUCUGCUAUCACUAUACAACAUAGCUAGGGCUAGCAGUGCUGGUCAGUCACAACAGCCGGAGCAUAGUGAGCCAUCGAAUGGUCAUGCCGCUGGAAAUGCCCCUCCGACAGCGACCAACAGCCAGCCUCUGCUCCAGUCGUUCAACUCUCACAGCUCCGUGCCGCCUCUCUCCUUCUCUUCUACUGUCCCCAGCUCCAGCUUCUCGACGCAGUCACCCGAACCAUACUACUCACUCGCACCCUCCCCGUACGACGGGGCCUUCAGCAAGGACCACAGUUUCAGUCUUAAUACUUUGAAAGGACACGAAUCCGACGCUUCCGAUUUCUAUGAUUGCGACUCAGACACCGAGACCACCGUCACGACCGCAACCACCGCUACGAACAACACAAUCCGAAACAUCCGCUACGGACAGGCCGCUAGCGAGGCGCUGUUCUCGCCCAAACGAUCCGAGCUGGGGCCGGGGAUCGGGGGAUUAAGUCUAGAUGAUGGGCCCUCCUCCCGCCGAGUCACCCGAAGUCAGACGAAGCGCCAGAGAGGGGACGGACUGCGUCGGUUCCCGACCCGGGGCUUGAAAUAGCCGUCCUUUGCCUUGUCUUGUUUUGUCAUAGUACUAUAUUCGCAUUUUCGAGUGCGCCUUUCAGCGCUUGCACUAGAGGAGUUGGGGUAGUUAUUGCUUGUAUUAGAUUGUUAAUACGCGGAUCGCAUACGGUGGUGGGAUCGUAUACCUUGGCUAAGGGAUUUUAUUUCGGGUGUUCGGACUUUGUACAUAGGAGGUAGAAUAUACGAUUUACGACUAAUGACCGAAC
Molecule: messenger RNA, 2872 nt
Organism: Aspergillus sclerotioniger CBS 115572
Lineage: Eukaryota; Fungi; Ascomycota; Eurotiomycetes; Eurotiales; Aspergillaceae
Exons: 3
Coding region: 58-2643 (861 amino acids)
Biological process (GO): nuclear inner membrane organization
Cellular component (GO): nuclear inner membrane; mitotic spindle pole body; chromosome, centromeric core domain
Source: RefSeq, a predicted model, not a curated record